AUGCAGGCCAGCAGCCACACCCAAGCAAACCAGCAGCCACACACCCAAGCAGGUCAGCAGCCACACGCGAACGCAAGCCAGCAACCACACACCGGCAGGCCAGCAGCCACACCCAAAGCAAGCCAGCAGCCACACCCAAGCAGGCCAGCAGCCACGCACCAAAGCAGGCCGGCCACCGCAAGCAAGCCAGCAGCCACCGCAAGCAGGCCAGCAGCCACACCAAGCAAACCAGCAAUACACCCAAGCAGGCCAGCAGCCACACCCAAACAAACCAGCAGCCUGCGCAAAACAGGCCAGCAGCCACGCAAAAGCAAGCCAGCAGCCACACCCAAGCAAGUAGCAGCCACACGCAAGCAGGCCAGCAGCCACACCUGCAAGCCAGCAGCCACACCCAGGCAGGGCAGCAGCCACACGCAAGCAGGCCAGCAGCCACACCAAGCAAGCCAGCAGCCACACCCAAACAGGCCAGCAGCCACCACGCAAGCAGACCAGCAGCCACACCCAAGCAGGCCAGCAGCCACACCCAAACAGGCCAGCAACCACUGUGGAGCCAGCGUACACCCAGCAGGCAGCGUACACCCAAAGCAAACCAGCAGCCACACCCAAGCAGGCCAGCAGCCACACCCAAGCAAACCAGCAGCCACACCCAAAACAGGCCAGCAGCCACACCCAAGCAGACCAGCAGCCACCAACAAACCAGCAGCCCAAAAGCAAAGCCAGCAGCCACACCGAAACGGGGCCAGCCACACCCAAGCAGGCCAGCAGCCACACCGGCAAGCCAGCAGCCACACCCAAGCAGGCCAGCAGCCACACCCAAAGCAGGCCAGCAGCCACACCCAAGCAGGCCAGCAGCCACACCCAAGCAAGCCAGCAGCCACCCAAGCAGGUGUAGCCACACCCAAGCAGGCCAGCAGCCACACCCAAGCAAGCCAGCAGCCACACCCAAACAGGCCAGCAGCCACACCCAAACAGGCCAGCAGCCACCCCAAAGCAGGCCAGCAGCCACACCCAAGCAGGCCAGCAGCCACGCAGGCAGGCCAGCAGCCACACCCAAGUAGGCCAGCAGCCACACCCAAGCAGGCCAGCAGCCACGCCCAAGCAGGCCGCUUGUACACCCAAGCGAGCCGGCAACCCACAUCCAAGCAGGCCAGCAGCCCACACCCAAACAAGCCAGCAGCCACACCCAAGCAAACCAGCAGCCACACCCAAGCAGGCCAGCAGCCACACGCAAAGCAGGCCAGUAAUAGCCACACCAAACAGGCCAGCAGCCACAAACGCAGCAGCCACACUGCCCAAGUGACCAGCGUACUGGCAGGCCAGCAGCCACGCAAGCAGGCCAGCAGCCACGCAGGCAGGCCAGCAGCCACCCAAGUAGGCCAGCAGCCACACCCAAAACAGGCCAGCAGCCACACCCAAGCAGGCCAGCAGCCACACCCAAGCAGGCCAGCAGCCACACCCAAGCCAGGCCAGCAGCCACGCAGCAGGCCAGCAGCCACACCCAAGCAGGCCAGCAAGCCACACCCAAGCAGGCCAGCAGCCGACCACCCCACAGCUAGCAGCCACACUCAAAGCAGGCCAGCAGCCACACCCCCAAGCAGCAGCUACACCCAGCAGGCCAGCAGCCACGCAAGCAGGCCAGCAGCCACACCCCGUGGGCCAGCAGCAUCCCAAGACCGGCAGCACACCAAGCAGGCCAGCAGCCACACCCAAGCAGGCCAGCAGCCACACCCAAGCAGGCCAGCAGCCACACCCCAAGCAGAAGCAGCGCAGGCAGGCCAGCCUUGCAGCCACAGCAGCCACCCAGCCACCCAGGAGCCAGCAUCCCCAGCAGCCACACCCAAGCAGGCCAGCAGCCACACCCAAGGAGGCCAGGCAUGCCAAACCCAGGCAGGCCAGCAGCCACACCCAAGCAGCAAACAUGCCCAGCAGCCAGCAGGCCAGCAGCCAAACCCAGGCAGGCCAGCACACCCAAGUAGGCCAGCAGCAACACACCCAAGCAGGCCAGCAGCCAAACCCAGGCAGGCCAGGCCACACAACCAAACAGCAACCAAACACCAGCAGCCACACCCAGUAGGCCAGCAGCACACCCAGUAG
Messenger RNA from Homarus americanus (American lobster), 2094 nucleotides. Its product is annotated as glutenin, high molecular weight subunit PW212-like. The transcript is spliced from 2 exons. The record is from RefSeq and is a predicted model, not a curated record. Lineage: Eukaryota; Metazoa; Arthropoda; Malacostraca; Decapoda; Nephropidae. Bases 1 to 2094 code for a protein of 697 amino acids.